AUGAAUUCGUUAAAUGCUAAAUGGAUUAGCUGUGACCACACCUUCAAGGCAGCUGCAAAUAUCGGCUUCGAAAGAAUAGAAGACAGCGCCUGGAUUACGCAGUACACAUCACUCUUUUGCAUAAUAAAUGAGAAAGGACAAGUAAUAAGGUGGUCGUUCGCUAUGUCAGAGAGUUUUGAUGAGGUAAAACCUCUUUUUGAAGCUCUCUCGUUAGACUUCAAAAAUCGAGGGGUAAAACUGUCAGGAAUAUACAUAGACAAUUGCUGCAAGUGGCGCCACCUGCUCACGUUAUAUUUCCCAAACGUACCCGUCAAGUUGGAUUUGUUUCACGCCAUACAAAGAAUUACAAAAAAGGUGUCAAAA
This is a messenger RNA of Porites lobata, 363 nucleotides long. NCBI's taxonomy places the organism in Eukaryota, Metazoa, Cnidaria, Anthozoa, Scleractinia, Poritidae. The record is from the annotation of a GenBank genome assembly.